Rhineura floridana is the source of this 6234-nucleotide messenger RNA. RefSeq names its product transcription elongation factor A N-terminal and central domain containing 2 (gene TCEANC2). Bases 156 to 782 code for a protein of 208 amino acids. The transcript is spliced from 5 exons. Gene Ontology annotation, biological process: DNA-templated transcription. Gene Ontology annotation, cellular component: nucleus. NCBI's taxonomy places the organism in Eukaryota, Metazoa, Chordata, Lepidosauria, Squamata, Rhineuridae. The record is from RefSeq and is a predicted model, not a curated record.
UUUGUGGGAGGCUGUUGAAAAAGAUGUCGUGAGAGUACACGAGGUUCGCGCCCCAAGACCUGCCGGGAAAUGUAGUUCGAGAGAACAAGAAGUACCGGAAGCUAAUAGGCAGCCGGGAAUCAUCGGGCAAAUGCUGGUACUUCAAGGAUUGCAUCAUGGAUAAGUUUGUUACACGAAGACCCAGAACUGAACGACGCUCGAAGAAGAAAGAUUCUGGGGAAAAGGUUUUCAAGCAAGCUACUAUAGAGUCUCUGAAGAGAGUUGUAGUUGUAGAAGAUAUAAAAAGAUGGAAAUCUGUGCUAGAGCUUUCAGUUCAGCCUAAGGAGAAUCUAAUUGAAGCCUUAAUGGAAUUAAGGAAGAAAAUACCUUCCAAGGAAGUUUUACUUUCUACAAAAAUAGGUCAUACUGUGAACAAGAUGCGCAAGCAUACAGAUGAGGAUGUGGCCGCUCUUGCCAAAGAAGUGUAUACUGAAUGGCGAACAUUCAUCAAAGACCAUUCAAAUAGACCCUCAAUAGAAGUGAGGAGUGAUCCCAAAACAGAGAACCUUAGACAGAAUGCACGGAAGCUACUUGCUGAAGUCCUGGAGGUGGAGAUUGGUCACCCGCUGGUGGAAAAUAUUGAGCGAGAAGCUUUUCAUCUCUCUUCCCGUCUCAUUAACGCACCCUACCGCAGGACGGUACGGUUACUCAUAUUUGCUUUAAAGCACAAGCCUGAAAUGCGAACACAAGUGCAAAGUGGUGUGCUGUCACCUAGCACACUUGUGCAAAGCUACAAAAAGUGACUCAAACGCCUAUUGCAGAAUGAGUGCAGGGGGUUGGCGUAACUGGAUCAUAUAACAAUAGAGGGAAUCACUUCUGCUUCUUGGAUUAAUAUUAAUGAAUAUAUUAACCAUGUAUUGGUUCAGUACUAUCAGAGAAACACAAAUAUUUCAGGAUGUCCAUUUGAUGCUAAGUCUUCAUUUGAUGCAAAUGGGUGGUUAGCCAUUUGCAGUAAAGAGGAAUGGGAAGGGGAAUUCUCUACUUUACCUUUAAGCAGCCUGGAAAGUAACUGGUCUUAGUGAUACUCUGCUCCGUAAAGUGCGAGGCACAAACCUGUGUGGGCUUCAUCACAGGGAGCAAAGGAGUAUGCUUAAAAGAAACUGGUUACCAAAUGUAAUAACUGAAAGCUCAAUCUAUCCUCUAGGAUCAAAUUGCCUCUCUAACACACUUGACCUACAAUUAUCUGCUCAUAUCUAACUAGCUAAAGCUAGGAUAGAGGAACCUGUGGCCCUCUAGAUGAUGUUGGACUACAACUCCUAUCAUCCCCAGCCAGCAUAUUCAAUGACCAGGGUUGAUGGGAGUUGUAGUCCAACAACAUCUGGAGGGCCACAAGAUCCUCAGCCCUGCUCUGAAGAAUUAUAUUCUGCAGUGCCUUUUAAUAACUGAGUUUACAGUAAGGAGGAGUUUAUAUUUGAUGCAAUUAACCAACAACACCAGCAAUGUUCCUCAGUGGUAUAGGUGAGGUUCUACAUCUACAGUUCCAUAGGAUCCUGAUGCCUAGAUGAUCUGGAAUGGCAAGUGGUCUCAUGUCUAUGCACUAUUAUGGGCGGGUAUGGAAAAAGGCUGCUCUUUAGCCCAUCCAUUCAUCAAAAUAGUUCUGCUAUAUAUCAACAUUUUCAAAUCAUCUACCUAAAUAUGUCCUGAACACUCUUACCUUGUAGUAACCUUCCUACAUAUUACAGUACUUUAAUUUACUCUAAAAUACCACUAUCUCAUCCUCAUGGGCUGGUUUUUUAAACCAAAGCAACUUUUUUCCUCCAUACUGAUACAAACAAGAACUGCAAUAAGAUUUUGAAGUAUACAGUAGUUUGCUAGGGAAAAAUAGCCUUUCAGAAGACGUUGGGUGACAUUCAAUGCUGCAGAAGAGGAUUCCACCUUCAUCUCCUUCCCCCCUGAAGCUACCUGCCCCAAAAUCUGUUCUGGGGAAUCCCCCAAUCCUUUGGAGCAGAUUUUGUAGGUGCUUGGGGGGCUAUAGGCAAUCCAAUUCCACAAAUUCAUUGUGCUUGUGCAUGAACAAAUUGAAUACAUCCCAUUGGUUUUUAAACUAAAAACAAAAGAACAGGACAAGUAUGAGUUGUUGAAAAGUUUUAACACAGUUCAAAAGAGCUUCAUCUAAGUCUCCUGUUGUAACACACAUAACAUGCUGUGUGUGGUCAAGACAGCAUGGAUUUUAAAAAUAAACAGUAGCUAGACUUUGAACAUGAGCCUACUAACUGCAGUUGCCAUAGUGGAGAAUAGAAGAGGAAUCAAUGCAGGACCAGCUAAAAGUAAGUGGGAAGCUGGCAAGUGGGAAUUAAGACUUUUAAGUAUAUAUUUACAUUUAAAGUGUGUUUAUACACAUAAUUCUAUGGGUUUUUUUUAAAGCAGAGUGUUUUCAUAUUAAUCAGGACAUGGUCAAAAUGGAAUUCUGCUAGGACUUCCCAUUAAGGUUCUAGCCUAGCUUCUAUCAAAUGCUGUGCCAGGAAGACUGGAUGCCUGGAAAUGCCUGACUAAGGGACAGUGGGAGUUAAAUUCAACAGUUGUUUUCAUAGUCCAUGUAUGGACCAGUUGGAGGAAAGUUGUGAGCACAGUGCAAUAAAACUGGUAUGGAAACAAGUGUGAAGUAAGGCAUGAACCCUAAGAUGUUCUUGCAGUACAUUUUUUAAAAAAAUACAAACCACUUCUAUGUCUGUUCCUCAGCUGGUGAUCUGCAGACUAUUAUCAGGCUUGCUGAGCUUGUCCUUACGGCUUUCUCCAUCUACUACUGCCUCUGUUCAUAGUGGCUGUCGUUACAUUUCCUUACGAUACUAUGCUAUGCUAUGAUCAGGACUAAAGGGCUGUCUCCGGCCAUAAGCAGUAAGUGCAUGGAACAGAAUAACCCCAGGGGUGGCAGAGCUGGAGGUGUUCUACCCCAAGACACAAUAUGAGAAACGCUGGUUUGAAAAAGGAAGAAUAUGCUAAUUCAUCUUCAUUUUAUGGCCUCUGUCAUCUAGGCUUCAGCCUAUGAAUGUGAAGCUUUGUCUGUUGCAAUGGUCUUGAUGAGUAUUCCCUUUGUACCAUAAAUUCUGAAGCUGUUUCUUCAUUCUAACAAGACACAGUCUAUGGGACAAACUCCGUAGCUUUCCAUUAGCUUCCAGCAAACUCCAGCAUUUGGUAGCCUGGUGGAAAUGAUCUCAUCACAGCAGCAGUUUCUUACCUUCCCUCCUCUCCAGGCAUAUUAACCCUUGCAGUACCUUGCUUACAUAAGACAAUUCCCUUGGCUCACGAUAAAGAACAUCCCUUAGCAACUUACCUGGUCUCCAGUCCACUAGGAAUUACUCCAACUCACUGCAAGCCUAUUAACUUUCAUGCUGUUAGGCCUUUGCCUUUGACAUGGUAAGCAUGAUCUGAGCUCAAUUACCCUUUGUAUAGGUAUGUGCUGUUUGAUGGCAUACUUUACCGAGCUGUUACGUUGGUAUCCAGAGAUCCUACUUUUUUCUUUAAACAUACCAUAGCCACCUUUUCCUAUAUGGUGGUUACUGCUGUCUAGAUCUUUUUCACAUCUCAGUUUCCCUCCAACUUGUUGGAGGAAGCAGGGCUCUCACUUUGUCUCCUACAUGGGGAAAGGAUGGGCAAACGAGGAUUUAGGAGGGAGCAGAACAAGAGAAACUCUGCAUCCUUUUUCUUCAGUUAAAAGAGACAGGCAGGCUCUCUGGAUUGUGACCUGGCAAACCUAAGCAGCUUGCCAUCUGUUACACCAAUAAAGCCCACUUUGAGCCUAAUCAGAUGCACAUUUACUCAGAUGCAAGUCCUACCAAGUUCAAUGGGACUUACUCCUAUAUGACUGUAAGGAUUACAGAGUUAAUUGGUUCUCUUACAUGCAAAAUCUGUAAAGCAGAGAGAGUACUGGUCAGUGUAUAUUUAAAUGUGUAUACAAUUAUACUUGGAAACUCUUUUGCUCAUGUAUGCAACACAACUUCUUGACUGAAGCUGAUUAUAUCUUUUCCAAUCUGGGUCCAGAAACAACCUUGAUGGAUGACCUAUAGAUAAGUGUGUCCCUGUUCAUUCUGCUGGACCUCUCAGUGGCUUUUGAUACCAUCAGCCUUGAUACCCUUCUGGGAUGCUUGUGUGGCACAGAGACCAUUUUGCGUUGGUUCUGUCUGUAGCUGGCUGAAUUCUCCUAGCAGAUGGUGCUGGGGAUUAUUGCUUGGUUCCCUGGACAUUGUUUUAUGGGGUGACUCAGGCUUUUUAAAAUCAUAUUUGCUCUUUAACAUCUAUAUCAGAUGUGGGGAACCUUUGGUCCUCCAGAUGUUGCUGAACUAAAAUUGCCAUCAGCCCCAUCAAGCUUAUGACCAGGGAUGACGGGAGUUGUAGUUCAGCAACAUCUGGAGGACCAAAGGUUCCCCACAUCUGAUCUUCAUGAAACCGCUUAGGUCGUUUUGAAUUAGAUCACAUCACUAAGCUGAUGAUACACAGUUCUACCUUUCUUUGCCAACUAAUGCUAAGGAGCUAGUGGAAGUCUUGAACAGUUGCCAGGAUGCUGUGAUGGGCUGAAUGGGGGUCAGCAGGCUAAGGCUUAAUUUGGACAAGAUAGAUUCUUAUGAUCAGCAGACAAACUAAUUUGGGUUUGAGAAUAUCAACUGUAUUGGUCUAUGGCAGCCUUUCCCAACCAGUGUGCCUCCAGAUGUUGUUGGACCACAACUCCCAUCUUUCCUGACCAUUGGCAAUGCUGGCUGAGGCUGAUGGGAGUUGUGGUCCAAAAACAUCUGGAGGCACACUGGUUGGGAAAGGCUGGUCUAUGGUUUGUUUCUGGGCUCAGCUCAAGAUGCAGGUGCUGCUUACAUAUCAAGCUCUUAAACAGCUUGGGGCCAGAUCAUCUGGAAGAUUGCCUGUUCCCAUAUAAAUCUGCCUGUAGAUGACAAUCCUGUUUUGAGGCCCUGCUGUAUGUCCCAUCACCUAAAGAAGGAAUGGAGAACCAUGUUCAGCUUGAGGACUGCAUUCCCUUUUGAGGGCCAUAUGCCUGUAGUGGACAAGGCUGGAGGCAAAAGUGGGCAGAACAAUAAAUGUGAAUGUUACCUUUUGUAAAGUAGGCUUGUUUGUAUACACAGUCACACAACCUCUUUAUUCUCUAUCCAGGCAAGCAAGAAGCAUUGUCAGUUCAAGAACACAUUCCUGCCAGUCCCCCCAAAAAACCAUGAUGCAAUGCAAGGCUUUGGGGAGUCCAAAGGGCUAGAUAAGCCACAUUUGGCCUCUAGGCUGAGAUUCCCUACCCCUAACCUAAAGUCGUACAGUUGGUGGGAAUGUGGUGGAGGGCCUUUUCUGUGGCACCUGCUAACCACAGAAUUCCUUCCCAAGCGAGAUUAGACUGAACCAAUCUCUGCUAAUUUUUGGGCUGGCAAUAAAAAAAGGUUUUGUUGAGCAGUUUUAGUAUGUGAUGGUUUGUUUUUGCUAUGAUGUUUUCUGCUGUGUUCUUAAUCUGAUUAUUGUUUAAAAUUGGUUUUAAUGUUUUUGUUUUUGUACAUAAUAUUGUAAUAAUAUUGGGGGCCAUUGUUAGGGCCAAAAGGUUGUUUAUAAAUGUUUUUAUAAAUAAAAAACAAAACUUCAGCUUUUAGCUUACCAGAAGCAAAUAUUUUAGUUUGAGCCUUUUAAUAAACUGAGGACAAGGAGGGUCAUGUAUUCCUUACAAUAAUUCUGUGUCACAAACACUAUCUCAUAAUUUAAUUAGCUACAUUUCCAUACUGUAAAUCUGGAACCUACAAAAUUGUUUAUUUUAAAUAUAGGUGACAUUUAAUUUAAGGUAAAAUUGCCCUUAAGAUGAUGGAAUCUGGAGCAAAUAUUACAACUAAAUCAAAAGCCACUGAAAACAGUUUUACUAUUAUAUAACCCAAUUUGAAGUAUGUUGGCAGGUUCAGCAUGGUUGUAAUAAAUAUCAAUCAAAGAGGAUGUUUCCAGUAUAUCCAGGGAGUAAUUCUUCAGGAAAUGUUGUAUCUUUGAAAAGUAAAAAUAGAUGCAAUGUCUAAAUUCAGAUCCUGACACAAGAACAGUAUAACCCAGAAUGUAGAGCAUCAUAUCUACAAACUACAGAAAGAGAGUGUCCUUAAGAACAUUCUAUCAGAGAAUCUUUUAACACAAUUUUGCAGUGUUUUGAAACGGGGUCAAUUGAAAUCAAUGGGAACAAAAGUGGAUUUUCUAAUGCUUCCCUGUUUCACUGGAAAAUAAAGGCAUUUUCACUCUUGA